Messenger RNA from Penicillium verhagenii, 945 nucleotides. RefSeq lists its product as uncharacterized. Bases 1 to 945 code for a protein of 314 amino acids. Lineage: Eukaryota; Fungi; Ascomycota; Eurotiomycetes; Eurotiales; Aspergillaceae. The transcript has 6 exons. The record is from RefSeq and is a predicted model, not a curated record.
AUGAGCGAUGGAGGCCCAAAUAACCUUGGGAUCGGGGUCGGGGAUAUCGACCCGGCAGUGCUGAGAGAACUACCAGAAGUAUGCAAGGUCAUAUCUAUCAAGACGCGUGGUGAAAGUUUUUGGGCGCACACUGGUCGCAUCGACGUCUUGCUUCCUGAUGGAACAGCACAGGCAUUCUUCGUCAAGGUUAUCACGACAGAACUGGGCAUGAAUGUGACCAGAAAAUUUGUUCCAAAGCCAAUUGCUUGCGGUACCUUCAGUACAAUACCAGAUACCUACUUCUUCCUCUGUCAAUUUCGAGAAAUGGGCUCCGAAAUGCCCGACCCUCACAAAUUUGCCGCUCUUCUGUCAUCUCUACACGAAAAAAGCAUAUCGCCAAAUGGGAAGUUUGGAUUUCAUACCACCACCUACGCUGGAAACCUACCCCAGUACGUGGGAUGGGAAGAUAGCUGGGAGGCGUUUUUCGCGAAGUCCAUGAGACAGGCGCUUGAUUUGGAGAUCGCAAGGAAAGGGCCCAGUGAGGAACUCGACGCUCUCUGCCUUGCUCUAUUCGAAAAAGUCAUUCCAAGACUUUUGGGGCCUCUUGAGAGUGAUGGCAGAAAAGUCAAACCGUCGCUUGUUCAUGGAGACUUAUGGUAUGGAAAUGCAGGGAUCGAUAUCACCAAAGAUAAUCAACCUUUGGUCUUUGAUGCAUGCUGCUUUUUUGCGCAUAAUGAAUAUGAGUUUGGUCAAUGGCGGCCGGUCUGCAAUAGGUUUGGGAAUGACUAUGUUGCUGCAUACAACAAGUUUAUACCAAUUUCGGAGCCACAAGAGGACUUUGAUGGCCGUUUGGAUCUGUAUAGGCUGAGGUUUGAUACACACGUAUCGGCGCUUUUUCCUGAAAAAGAGGAACUUCGCACACAAGUCCUUGAUGUUAUGAGGGACUUGGUCCAGAGAUACGGCUAG